Messenger RNA from Vanessa tameamea, 2774 nucleotides. RefSeq lists its product as uncharacterized. The coding region runs from base 241 to 2238 and encodes 665 amino acids. The transcript has 13 exons. Gene Ontology annotation, molecular function: L-lysine transmembrane transporter activity; L-arginine transmembrane transporter activity; L-ornithine transmembrane transporter activity. Lineage: Eukaryota; Metazoa; Arthropoda; Insecta; Lepidoptera; Nymphalidae. Gene Ontology annotation, biological process: L-arginine import across plasma membrane; L-ornithine transmembrane transport. Gene Ontology annotation, cellular component: plasma membrane. The record is from RefSeq and is a predicted model, not a curated record.
AGACGUAGAUAUCACUUCGCCCUCUUCGUGUUUGUCGCAUAAAAAUGGGAAAGUAACUAAACACACUGUAGUUCGCUAUUUUGAAUUUACUUUUGUGACCAAUCUGAAUAAAAAAAUAUCUGGUGUUAAUACAAAAUGUAGGGUUGGCAAGAGAGUCAAGUGACAACUAUAAUCAUCGUGAAAAAAUAACAGUGAUCACGAUUCUCAAAAAUGCCAAGAUAAUAAAAUAAUAGUGUCAAAAUGAGCAAGCUAAGCGUGUUAGGCGGUGGCGAAGCUUGUGGUGCGAGAUGGACUCUGGGGGCGCUUCUCUUAGCGCCGCUCGCUGCCGCUAACUCUAGCUACUGUGCUGUGCCUGCUAUCUUACUAUUGGGCAGUUUUACUGUGUUAGCAACGUUUACUUGCCGAGAUCUAAAGAAAUUAGCAGAAUUGUUGCCCCCUUCUAAAACAGCUAGAGGUCGCAGAGAAAGAAAUCUACGUUCUUUUGGUGAUUUCAUGGCUAUGUGGAUGUGUUUUCUCUCUCAUCUGGUAGCAGUUGCUGUUUGCGCUAGGAUUCUUAGUGCUACAGCUGAUCAUGUAACUGGCGGAAGGACAAGAAGAUGGUUAUUUGGAUAUGAAACAAGAUCCUUGGGAGAACCCUGGCCCGAUGUAUUGGGGGUAACUGUUGUGAUGGUCGUAUGUGCCAUGUUUAUGUGCGGCUUAGAGGAGAGUAUGAUGUUCACAUUUAUGCUAUUGAUUGUCCUUUAUAUAUUUAGCCAAUGCUUUGCUAUAUUUGGAUUAAUAAACUUGGACAUAACCAAUAUAAAAAUACCAAUCCCUAUAACUGUUUAUGAGCUGUUUGCUGCGGGAGCGCCGAUUUCGUAUGCCUUUUGUGUCGUAUCGCCGCCAAAAGAGAAUGAGACAUUAAAAAAGAAAUUAAUAGUAAUGGUUAUUUUACCAACAAUCGUGCUCAGCAGCUUAUGUUUUCUCUACACUAAUAUGUUAAAAGGAACUAGUAUUGACGCCGCUUUACCCGUCACUACAUUAUUGGAAGCAAGAGCAGCAGCUUGGAUUUGUCCUGUAUUGGCUGCUAUAACCGUUGCCGGAGUUUGCUUAGCGUUAACGGAGCUUUGUCCAAUACUUUUCUCCGUGCUAGUUGCCUUAGCGUCGCCAGAAUGGAAGGUAUUAACAAGAUCAAUGACCUAUGAAAGCACCACUACUGGGAGCCCGGUAUUGGCUGUUUUUACUGCAGGCAGUCUCGCUGCGAUUCUCGCAUUUGCUUGUCCCUUGUCACAUAUGAUAACGCUAAUGAAUGCUAGUCAUUUACUAAGUGUUUCUAUACAAGCGUUCCAUUUUAUUGUUAUGCAAUGUGUUCCUACGACUGAGCAAAUGGAAGCUGGAGACGUAGAGUACAAACGACUUGGUAAUGAAAAUCCGUUACGAGCAGCAAAGUCAUCUGAGAAAAAAGCUAAGCGUGGCUUAUGGUUCAUACCAUCAGCUAUUCGCCAUACUAAAACUUUAGAAAGCAUAAAAUCAAAAGUAGGAAAAGAAACAGAAGAUCGUGAAUGUCUUCUCCUAGAUGAAUAUUCAGGCUGUCCAACAGAAGAGACUGAUCAAGCUACAAGUGGAAGUAGUGGAAUAAGAGUUCUAACAUUGGCGCAAGAAGAAGACAUGGCAUCGGAUUUGGAACCAAGCGAUGGGGAAAUGUCAUCGGGUGACGAUUCGACGGAUAUUGAUGCGGUUGUCAAAGAAUACAGAGAUAGGAUACAGGUGGUAACAGCAAUUCCUGAAGCUAACCUACCUACUCCUCCGUGCAUGCGUGGAGCACGCUGGUCGGCAGUCGGCGCAUUAAUACAAGUUCUUGCAAACGCAUUCAUUGCUGUUGCAUUCUGUGAUGAAGCCUUACGAGUACCUAUGUUUACGACUGGCAUAAUAUUAUGGCUAAGCGGUACGCUUAUAAGUACCUGGCAACCUGCUCACAUUAUUGGCAUCAAGCGAUUUCAGAAAUUACAAGGGCCAAUCACAAUGACGUUAUCCUUGCUGUUUCUUACUCCACUACUUCUUAGCUCUUGGCCUGCAAUAAUUCUCUUCGCUGGGGCUGGAGUUGUUAUAUAUGCUCGCUGUGAACGUUGGUGCGGAGACCUUGCGGUGCAACAAGCAAGGAGUACCAUUGAAAGGCGCAAGAUAAGGCAUGUUUCAACGGCUGUACCUCUCACUGGCACACGUCUCACCCACAUAGACACCGUUUAUAUUGCAAGAUGACAAGAAGAUGACUCGGACACGAGUCUGGAUAAUCUAAUAGAUGAAGAAGACCCCGAUGCUGAAAUUGAAUGACAUGUACCGAAAACGAUUAUAAUCGUCACUGAAUAGAGAAUUCUAUUAAAACACUAUACCAAAAACCGUUAACCAGUCCUGGUGUUAAAUCCAAUAGAAAUGUAUAAACAUGUUGUUAAAGAAUAUUUGCAAAAAUAAUAUUGUCAAUUUAAAAUAGCCUAAUUUAGAAUAUUAAUAUUCUAGCAGUGUUAACGAGUUAAUAAACGGAGAAGUAGGCAUAUAAAUAUUCAUUUUACAUUCGAGUAUGCAUAUUAAAUAAUUAUAACGCUUGUCCUUUUAAAAUACUUCAAAAAAUUUUAAUACUAAAUUGUAAGUUUCCUAACAUCAUCGCAAUUAGUCAAAUUAAUUAUUUAUAUACGCGCUCGAUGUAUUUAUUAUCAAAAGUAAUGAUUAAGAUAUAAAAAUCAUCCGUCCAUAAAGUUGCAUUAUAGUAAAUACAUACUUCAAAUUAUGUGGUUAAGAAA